Messenger RNA from Trypanosoma grayi, 4365 nucleotides. RefSeq names its product putative cleavage and polyadenylation specificity factor. Bases 1 to 4365 code for a protein of 1454 amino acids. Gene Ontology annotation, cellular component: nucleus. The transcript has a single exon. The record is from RefSeq and is a predicted model, not a curated record. Gene Ontology annotation, molecular function: protein binding; nucleic acid binding. Lineage: Eukaryota; Euglenozoa; Kinetoplastea; Trypanosomatida; Trypanosomatidae.
AUGCUGCACGCUGCGGUCGCCCCAAGUCUACCAGCAUCCGGCGUGACGCACUCCGUCGCCGGCCGCUUCUCCGAUGGCCUCCCAAAUGGAGUACAGGAGCUGUUCGUUUUCAAGAAAAACAACGUGGAGUUGUGGCGUGUCCCGCCAGCGGUGGAAGCAGGCAUGCGGCUCUCUUAUGUCACCUCUGUGCAACUGAAUGCCCCGCCUGUGGCAGUUGCUGCAUGCCGUCCUCUGGGGUUUGCUGUUGACGUCAUCGCGAUGUGCUUUGAUGACUUUCAUGUCUCAUUUGUCAUGUACGAUCCGCUUCUUAUGCGUCUGCAUACGUUGGCAUUGGUUCAACUUAACGACCGCGAGGUGGCACAUGAAGUGACGCCGCUGGAGCCUUUGAUGCGCGCCGAUCCGACAGGUCACUUCAUUGCGGUGCUGGCACGGCGUCGUCACAUGUUUCUGAUUCCCCUGUUAGGGGUAAAGCGUCCCGGGGGAGAUGAGGAUGAUGAUGGCGACAACAACAACAGCAAUGGUGCAGCACUCAUGACAGGGCAGCAGCUCAAGAACAACACGGACAUGGCGGCAACUACAGAUGACUGGGGGGAUGAGGAUGAAUACGAGGAAAAGGCUCCAAACGAUAAGAAUGAGGCGCAGGCCGAAGAACAGAUAGGCAUAGAUGCGCAAUCACAGCCGCACGAUUCAAAGAUUAUUGAUGUGUCUAAGGAGCUGUUGCGCAUCGGUACCAUAUCUAUGUUCACACUUGCAACAGCGGUAAAAGGCUCAAUUCGGUAUGUGCGGGAUAUACAGUUCAUUGACUCCACUGGGGAACCCAUUGUGGCCGUUUUGUGUGAACGGCAGCCAACGUGGGCUGGCCGCGUGAAACUAGUGGAAUGGCGCACCAAAACGGUGGAAUCGGACAUACUUUCCUCGCAGGUUGUGUGGGUGCAAAUAUCCUCCGCAUCCACGUCCACACCGAAGCUGUUGCUGAUCGGCGAGGUGGACGAUAUCCCGUAUAACGUGACACACAUGACACCUGUUGGGUCGUUUGCACAGACACCCUCAGGUGUCCUCUGCUACGGCAUCAACACUGUUAUACACGUCACGACAAAGCGGGGCUACGGAGUCUACUUCAACAACAACGGUAUGGAGGAGUCUGCAAAUUCCAAGUCCUCUGCGAUGUCUUUUAAAAAGGCAAGCUGGUGUGACCCAGAGCUAGAGGCGUCGACGGAAUUAUUCAGGGUGAACCUCUGCCUCGCAAACUGUGCGGCUGCAACCAUGAGUGCCGGAAAGGAAUCACUGCAGGUACUCGCUGUCUCGGAAGCGGACGGUGUGGUGGUGACGCUGCACUUUGCGGCGCAGGGGUCUACCGUGCAGGACAUUAAACUCAGUAUCCUUGGCACCGGCUGCUACUGUUCCAGCAUCGCUCCUAUCAACGGUCGCGCUGCGUUUCUGGGAUCCGCGAGUGGCGACUCCUGUGUUGCCGCCGUUGACCCACUUCACAACGAUGCAACAAUGCGUUUCCGAAUUCUAGAAAGUAUGGAGGCGAUUGGCUGCAUCAUGGAUAUUGACGCCGUUGACUGCAGAGGUGUGGCCGAUGGUGAAGUGGGCCAAUCAAACACCCCAAAGGAUUCAUGGCUUGAUGGUAUGCCGUAUGCGGAGCUGCUGCGAAGCACCGUACUUGAGCCGAUACCGAGGGUUCCUAUCACGGAGUGUCGAGCGGCGAUGGACUUGGCUGUGUGCGCCGGUCGUGGCGGCUCUGGUUCUCUCUUCGUUCUGCGGCAAUCUGUGCGCGGCAAUGUGGUUCAUCGCGAAAGUGUGAAUGCGGUAUCAGCCUUCUUUUUGGAUGCGCUAGAGAAUUCGAAGCGACCUCGCAUAGAGGAUGAGAAGGAUGAUGGGGCUCCGCGUGUGUCGUUGCGUGCGCCACCGCACCUUCUGCUCACUGGCCUUUCAUUCACUAUUCUCUUCACUGUGCGUGGGGGGUCUGUGCAACAUGUGCGCCGUUCAGAGUUUCUUGCAUCGUGUCGAACGGUGUUCGCGGCAGAUAUUCCAUGGUUGAACGCCUUGCUACAAGUGACUGAGCGAGAGGGGCGCAUAAUAUCAUCUGAUGGGAGGUCGCUUCUCCUCAGGUUUCAUUUUGUUCCAGAGAGGGAAGUCGAUAGGCACCGGAUUGUUAAAUCGGCAUGUAUUUCGGCGGAAUCCCAACUGUUGUUUGUCCUCAUGGAAGACGGGACACUGUUGCAGUUUAAGCUUAACUCGGCGCAAAUAGCCCCUCAAAAGGAGGUUCUUGCGGAGAGUGUGGCGGCCUUCGCUUUGUGGCGAGAUCAGCGGCGAGUUGUGGCCUUCUCUAGAGAUGGUACUAUGACAAUCACUGAUAUCGAGACCCGUUCUGUGUUCGCUGUGUUUCCCCGCUUGGGUAUGCUGCCGCCCCAUUCUGUGAUUAGUACUGCGGAGGCGUCGGGUGAGGGGCUCCCUCAUUCUUCAUCUCAUGACACCGUGGAUGCAGUUUCUGUCGUGGAGCACUUGGAGGUUGUGACGAUGCCGGAAGAUUCUGCAGCGCCGGCAUCGGCAGCAACGUCGCUCCUCAUCGUCCUCGCCACAGGUGAACUGGCGGUGUAUCAGCUCCUCGGCCCUGAUGCUUUUGGACCACUCCGUCUUGUCAAGUCGCUGCAUCACUUCCUCGAUAACAAGGCGGAACGUGAGGUUAUCGAAUCCAUUGAGGCCAAAAGGCAACGUAUGCAGCGGGAGCGCAUCAUUGAGAAUGACACACAGCUGAUGCGGCACUGCAGCCGCCGUAUCGUCUCAUUCAACGUCAUUAGUGGGCAUGCCGGGGCGUAUGUGUGCGGCCAGCACCCACUUUUCCUCUUCUGGGACCGCCGGCAGCGGCAACUCGUGGGGUAUCGCCACCAAGCCCCAGGCGCGGUGCGUGGUUUUGUGCCGUUUCCUUCUAUAGGCAACGGUUUCCUGUAUUGUUGCGAAGGAUUUGUCGAUUUCGCCUCCAUGAACGAGUACUGCCGACCCAGUGGUCACGGGUGGUUGUCGCGCCGCAUCCACCUGGGUGUCACACCACAUUUUGUUGUGUAUCACCCUCCUGCACAUAGCUGUUUUGUCGUCACGUCGAGAAAGGAGCCAUUCCGCCCACAGAGAGCUUCUUUUGACCUUCAACUGAAGAUUAACUACGAUGAGGAAUUUGGAAACAUUCAGAGUGUUACGACGGUUGCACCGGUUUGUAAUAUGCCGCCCAUCAAAUCAGAUGCCGGUAUGCCCGUGCCAAUGAAUGAUAGGUUUGAAAUUCGCUUCAUGUCGACUGCAGAUUGGAGGUGUACUGAUACCUUUCCACUGGAAGAGAACGAGCAGGUGCUGGCCGCGCAAUUGAUGGAGAUCCAUUACAAUAAGGAUAAGGAUGCGGACGGUCCGCAGACAGCGCCCGUCUGUGUCGUGAGCACCGCAUUUCCAUUGGGGGAGGACGUCACUUGUAGAGGCCGCAUUCUUCUGCUCGCGUCGAAGUGGGUGAAGGGGGUGCGGAAGAUACUUACUCUUCACUCAGAACCUCUCAACGGCCCUGCCACAGCAGUUACUGGCAUUCGCAAUCACAUUGCCGUUGCUGUGGGUGGGACAAUCAAGCUGUUCCGCUAUGACUGGGAGUCGAGGAAGCUGGUAGUGGGUGCCCUGUUGUACGCUGGCAUCUACGUGACGCGCAUGUCGGCAUUCCGUAACUACCUUAUCUACGGGGACCUUCACCGCUCCUGCGCGCUGGCUCGGUUUAACGAAGAAAACCACACCCUAAUGGUUCUUGGAAAGGAUCGCAAUGCGGUUUCUAUUGUUCACUGUGACAUGAUGUACCAUGACCGAGCGUUUGGUAUACUCUCCUCUGACGACCAGCGAAAUCUGUUGUUGAUGGGCUACACACCACGCCUUCAGGAGAUGGAGGUGGGGAAACCGAACAAGGUGCUCGAGUCUGUGCUCUCACUUGAUGGCGAGUACCGCCUCCCCAGUGGCUGCAUGGUUAAGUCCCUUCGGUUCCGCUCCCUUGCAGGCAACUCCAGCGUGGCGAUUUACGUAACUAAUUACGGAGAAAUAGGCUUUGUUGUGCCGAUUGGCGAGCAGGCGAAUCGCACGGCGCUGUGGAUGUCGCGUCGUCUGCAGAUGGAGCUUCAACACGAGGCGGGAUUGGUUCCACGCAUGUUUCUCGGUCUAAGCCAAGAAUCGCCGCGAACGGCGCUGCGGGCGAAGGAGAUGCUCGUAUCUGCCCCGUUGUUGAAGCAAUUUUUCUUCCUUGAUGUCUGCACGCGAAAGGCCAUUGCAAGUGCUGCUUACACGCACUUGGACCGCGUCACAAACGUCGCUGCGCUCAUUUACGAGGAAUGCAGUUUGUUCUAG